Messenger RNA from Cervus elaphus (red deer), 7377 nucleotides. It is a transcript of the gene RIMS1, whose product is annotated as regulating synaptic membrane exocytosis 1. The record is from RefSeq and is a predicted model, not a curated record. Gene Ontology annotation, molecular function: small GTPase binding; transmembrane transporter binding. The transcript has 35 exons. The coding region runs from base 208 to 5292 and encodes 1694 amino acids. Gene Ontology annotation, biological process: calcium ion-regulated exocytosis of neurotransmitter; positive regulation of synaptic transmission; regulation of synaptic plasticity. Gene Ontology annotation, cellular component: presynaptic membrane; cytoskeleton of presynaptic active zone. NCBI's taxonomy places the organism in Eukaryota, Metazoa, Chordata, Mammalia, Artiodactyla, Cervidae.
CCAGGGCCACCAAAACAAAGGCGGCCGCCUCCGGGGCUGGGUGCAGGCGGAGGACCAUGACAGCCCCGGCUCGCGCGCUGCCCAGUCCCGCCGCCGGGAGGGCGCCGCGGUGAGCCGAGCAGGGACGCGGCCGCCGCCGGGCGUGGAUCCGAAGGUGCGCUCGCGCCGAACCCAGGCCAUCGAGGAGGGGCGGGCCAGGCCGCGAAGAUGUCCUCGGCCGUGGGGCCCCGGGGUCCCCGCCCGCCCACCGUGCCUCCCCCGAUGCCCGAGCUGCCCGACCUGAGCCACCUGACCGAGGAGGAGAGGAACAUCAUCCUGGCGGUGAUGGACCGGCAGAAGGAGGAAGAGGAGAAGGAAGAAGCCAUGCUCAAGUGUGUGGUCAGGGACAUGGUGAAGCCUGCUGCCUGCAAAUCCCCAAGAAAUGUUGAACACCAGCCCCACCAGCCUCCACCGAGAUUGCAUCAACAGUUUGAAAGCUAUAAAGAACAAGUGAGGAAAAUUGGGGAGGAAGCGCGACGUUAUCAGGGAGAGCACAAGGAUGAUGCCCCGACCUGCGGGAUUUGCCACAAGACCAAAUUCGCGGACGGCUGUGGCCACCUGUGUUCCUACUGCCGCACCAAAUUCUGCGCGCGCUGCGGGGGCCGCGUGUCUCUGCGGUCCAACAACGAGGACAAAGUGGUUAUGUGGGUAUGCAAUUUGUGUCGAAAGCAACAGGAAAUCUUAACCAAGUCAGGGGCAUGGUUCUUCGGCAGCGGCCCUCAGCAGCCCAGUCAGGACGGAACGCUCAGCGACACGGCUACAGGGGCGGGUUCCGAGGCGCCGAGAGAGAAGAAAGCCCGGCUCCAAGAGCGCUCGAGGUCACAGACCCCCCUGAGCAGCGCCGCGGCCUCCGCCCCCGACCAGGCUGCCCCCGGCGCGCAGACGGACAGGACCAAGGGCGCUGAGCCCGCCCCUCCAGCCGGGGGCCCCGAGCAGAAGCAGGCAUCCUCCAGGUCUAGAAGCGAGCCUCCCAGGGACAGGAAGAAGACGCCAGGGCUGGCCGAGCAGAAUGGCAAAGGCGCCCCAAAGGGCGAGCGCAAACGCGCGCCCAGGACCUCGGCGCCUCCGGUAGAGGCGCCCGCGGAAGAACGGGAGCGGAAGGAAAGGCGGGAAAGCCGAAGGCUGGAGAAAGGCCGGUCCCAGGACUACUCCGUCGUGCCAGAGAAACGCGAGGAAGGCCCGGCGGCGGAAGCGGAGAAGCAGCGGAAGGAGGAGGAGUACCAGACCCGGUACCGCAGCGACCCGAACCUGGCGCGGUACCCGGUCCAGCCGCCGCCCGAGGAGCAGCAGAUGCGCAUGCACGCGCGGGUGUCCCGCGCCCGGCACGAGCGGCGCCACAGCGACGUGGCCCUGCCGCGCACCGAGGCGGCCGCGGGGCCCGAGGGCAGGCCCGGCCCGCGCGCGCCCCACGCCGCCCGGGGCUCGCCGCCCGCCUCGCCGCGCGCCUACUCGGCCGAGAGGACCGCGGAGGCCCGGGCGCCGGGCGCCCAGCCGCUCGCCGACGCCAGCCCGCCGGCGCCCCGGCCCGGCCCAGGCCCCGCGGAGGCCCCGGAGCCCAGGGCCCCGGAGCCGCUCCGGAAGCAGAGCCGCCUGGACCCCGGCUCGGCCGUCCUGGUGCGCAAGGCCAAGCGCGAGAAGGUGGAGACCAUGCUGCGCAACGACUCGCUCAGCUCCGACCAGUCCGAGUCGGUGAGGCCGUCUCCGCCCAAGCCGCACCGCGCCAAGAGGGGCGGCAAGCGGCGCCAGAUGUCCGUGAGCAGCUCGGAAGAAGAGGGUGUGUCCACGCCGGAGUACACGAGCUGCGAGGACGUGGAGCUGGAGAGCGAGAGCGUCAGCGAGAAGGGUGACUUGGAUUAUUACUGGCUGGAUCCCGCCACGUGGCAUAGCCGGGAAACAUCGCCUAUUAGCUCGCAUCCUGUAACGUGGCAGCCUUCUAAAGAAGGGGAUCGAUUAAUUGGACGUGUUAUUCUUAAUAAGAGAACAACCAUGCCCAAAGAAUCAGGUGCAUUACUGGGUCUGAAAGUUGUUGGAGGAAAAAUGACUGACUUAGGACGCCUCGGUGCCUUCAUCACCAAAGUAAAGAAGGGUAGCCUUGCAGAUGUGGUUGGACACUUGAGAGCAGGGGAUGAAGUUCUAGAAUGGAAUGGUAAACCCCUGCCGGGAGCUACAAAUGAAGAAGUUUACAACAUUAUUUUAGAAUCAAAAUCAGAACCUCAAGUUGAAAUUAUUGUUUCAAGGCCUAUUGGUGACAUUCCAAGGAUUCCUGAGAGCUCCCAUCCACCACUGGAGUCCAGUUCUAGUUCCUUUGAGUCUCAGAAGAUGGAAAGGCCUUCCAUUUCUGUAAUUUCUCCCACAAGCCCUGGAGCUCUCAAAGAUGCCCCACAAGUAUUACCAGGACAACUUUCUGUGAAGCUGUGGUAUGACAAGGUGGGCCACCAACUGAUUGUCAAUGUUCUGCAAGCUACAGACCUACCCCCUAGAGUAGAUGGGCGUCCCAGGAAUCCCUAUGUAAAAAUGUAUUUUCUUCCAGAUAGAAGUGAUAAAAGUAAAAGGAGAACCAAAACGGUAAAGAAAGUCCUAGAACCAAAGUGGAAUCAGACUUUUGUCUAUUCGCACGUGCAUCGUAGAGAUUUUAGAGAACGGAUGUUGGAAAUAACCGUGUGGGACCAGCCCAGGGUGCAGGAGGAGGAGAGUGAGUUCCUUGGAGAGAUCCUCAUAGAGUUGGAAACAGCGCUUCUAGAUGACGAACCACAUUGGUAUAAACUUCAGACUCAUGACGAAUCUUCACUACCUCUGCCUCAGCCAUCGCCUUUCAUGCCGCGGCGACACACCCACGGCGAAAGCGCCAGCAAGAAGCUGCAAAGGUCCCAGCGAAUCAGUGACAGUGACAUGUCAGACUAUGAGGUUGAUGAUGCGAUCGGAGUGGUCCCUCCAGUAGGUUAUAGGUCUAGCGCUCGAGAAAGCAAACCUUCAACAUUAACCGUGCCAGAGCAGCAGAGAACAACUCAUCACCGCUCACGGUCGGUGUCUCCUCAUCGCGGCGAUGAUCAGGGGAGGCCACGGUCACGUUUACCAAAUGUGCCAUUACAGAGGAGUUUAGAUGAAAUUCAUCCAACAAGAAGAUCACGUUCUCCAACCAGACACCGUGAUGCCUCCCGAAGCCCAAUUGAUCAGAGAAUCAGAGAUGUGGAUAGUCAGUGUUUAUCAGAACAAGACAGCGAGCUUCUCAUGCUUCCCAGAGCAAAACGAGGACGGAGCGCAGAAUGCCUGCACACCACCAGACAUCUUGUUAGGCACUAUAAAACAUUACCGCCUAAGAUGCCCUUAUUAGAGAACUGUUCUCACUGGGAUAUUUACAGCUCAAUCCUGCCUGCACGUACCAAAACCAAAACCCUUCACCAUGAAUGCUUUCACUCGAGAGCACUGAGGUUUACUGAUGAGAUUCUGGUUGGUGACCUGCAGCCCUCCCUUGACAGGGCGAGGAGUGCUAGUACCAACUGCUUGAGACCAGAUGCUAGUUUGCAUUCACCAGAACGAGAAAGGGGUAGAUGGCCCCCCUCCCUAGAUAGGAGACGGCCUCCUAGCCCCAGGAUUCAAAUCCAGCAUGCGUCUCCGGAGAAUGACAGGCACUCCAGAAAGUCUGAAAGAUCUAGCAUCCAAAACCAGACUAGGAAAGGCACUGCCUCUGACGCAGAAAGGGUUCUCCCACCAUGUCUUUCUAGAAGGGGAUACGCAGCCGCGAGAGCGACUGAUCAGCCAGUCCUUAGGGGGAAACAUCCCGCUCGCUCCCGCUCGAGCGAGCACCCUAGUGUCAGAACACUGUGCUCUAUGCACCACCUUGCCCCCGGAGGGUCCGCGCCACCUUCUCCGCUCCUGACAAGGACGCACCGGCAGGCGAGCCCCACCCGGUCCCCGCCCGCGGACGCCGCCUUCAGCAGCCGCCGGGGCAGGCAGCUCCCGCAGGUGCCCGUGCGAAGCGGCAGCAUAGAACAAGAACAAGAAAAAUAUAACUCAUCCACAAAAGCAAGCUUAGUAGUGGAGGAGCGAACGAGACAGAUGAAAAUGAAAGUGCAUCGAUUUAAGCAGACAACAGGGUCUGGUUCUAGUCAAGAACUUGAUCGCGAGCAAUAUUCCAAGUAUAACGUACACACAGAUCAGUACAGAAGCUGCGACAACGUCUCCGCCCGGUCCUCAGACAGCGAUGUCAGCGACGUGUCUGCCGUGUCCCGAACCAGCAGCGCCUCCCGCCUCAGCAGCACCAGCUUCCUGUCCGAGCAGUCUGAGCGGCCUCGGGGCAGGAUCAGUUCAUUUACCCCUAAAAUGCAAGGCAGACGGAUGGGGACUUCCGGAAGAGCCAUCACCAAGAGCACAAGCAUGAGCGGAGAGAUGUACACAUUGGAGCAUAAUGAUGGCAGCCAGUCGGACACAGCUGUGGGCACCGUCGGAGCAGGUGGGAAGAAGAGGAGGUCCAGCCUGAGUGCCAAAGUGGUUGCCAUAGUGUCGCGAAGGAGCAGAAGCACGUCCCAGCUGAGCCAAACAGAGUCAGGCCACAAGAAGUUGAAAAGCACCAUCCAGAGAAGCACGGAGACAGGAAUGGCAGCUGAGAUGAGGAAGAUGGUGAGGCAGCCAAGCCGGGAGUCCACAGAUGGCAGCAUCAACAGCUACAGCUCCGAGGGGAAUUUAAUAUUUCCUGGAGUGAGACUAGGCGCGGAUAGUCAAUUCAGUGAUUUUCUUGAUGGAUUGGGACCAGCCCAGCUUGUUGGCCGCCAGACCCUUGCUACCCCUGCAAUGGGUGACAUACAGAUUGGAAUGGAGGAUAAAAAGGGCCAGUUAGAAGUUGAAGUGAUUAGAGCACGAAGCCUCACGCAGAAACCCGGCUCCAAAUCCACACCUGCUCCUUAUGUCAAAGUGUAUCUUUUGGAGAAUGGGGCCUGCAUAGCCAAGAAGAAGACAAGAAUUGCACGAAAGACCCUUGACCCUUUGUAUCAACAGUCCCUGGUUUUUGAUGAAAGUCCACAGGGUAAAGUCCUUCAGGUGAUUGUCUGGGGGGACUACGGCAGGAUGGACCACAAAUGCUUCAUGGGGGUGGCUCAGAUCUUGUUGGAGGAACUCGAUCUUUCCAGCAUGGUCAUCGGCUGGUACAAGCUGUUCCCACCGUCAUCACUGGUUGACCCCACGCUCACCCCUCUCACCCGCCGGGCUUCCCAGUCAUCUCUGGAAAGUUCCACUGGGCCCCCCUGCAUCCGGUCCUAAUGAACUCACACCAGUAAGACUCUACCUUCAGGAUAGUAAUCUGAACCAGAUAUUUCAUGAGCAUUGUUGGAGACAGACAAUCAACCUGUGUUUUGCCUGUAGUCGUUUUUCAAUAAUAUGUCCCAAUCGUUGUUUAAAAACCUGGCUUCACAUGACAGAACAAGGCAGUCUAUCAAAUACAGGAAGAGUCAACGUGCUAGAGAAUCACUGAUGCUUCUAACAAAUGAAAGAGAGGAAACUGCAAAUUCACACACACAUGCGCACAUGCACACACCAAACUGAACAAACUGGAAAUUGUCACUCUUGUGAAAAGCUGUAUUUUAUGUGUUUUUUGCACAAACCACAAGGAGUGUUAUUUCCCCGGUGUUUAAGUUUUGUUUGUGUGUUAUUUGUUGAUUUCAGUUGAUUUCCGAUUUGUUUCGAUUUGAUUCAGUUUUCACUGCAUUUGUUGUUUCUACUCGUUUUCAGCUGUGUCAUGACAGGGCUCGUGAUGUUUACAGAGACCCUUCCUUUCUUUUUCCAAAAGCACCAAAAAAAAAAAGGGCUGAAGCAGUCUCUGUAGCAUCUCUGCGGAGUGUGCACCAUGAGACAAAGUGAGGCCAAUGCAGGGCUUCACUGACUUUUGCUUUAUGAUUCUUCAAGUUCUUAUGUGUAGAAACCCAGAAAAUGAAAAUUAUCCCCCCAAAACAAAUAAUCACAAAAUCACUUUUUUGAAUGGAGCUCAUGUCUGUUUGUGUUCUAAAACAUUAAUUUAUGUUUUCCAUUGUUUUGCAUGGAAGACCUUUACAGAACUGAGUCUGCAGCAAAUGCUGGGAACUAACCUAAAUGCAUCGUUGUACCUUGGAAACACUCCUUGUUAUGCCUUUUCCUUCCUGACAUCCAAAAUAAAAGCAAGUAUAUGCUCAUGUGUACAAACCAUAUGUUUGACUUCCCAAAAUGGUGACUAGAAAUGGAGUUGAGCCUCAGACACUUUGAAUGAUGCCCAGGCUCCUUGGCCACAUCUCAGUGUAGACUUAGUACCCGUCCUGGCAAGAACAUGGUAUGGGCUAUUAAUAUGCCACUGGAAAUUUCAUUUGAAAUAUUCCACACUAAACUAAUGAUUUUUAUCAAAUUUUAGUUUACAUUUCUUUGAAAUUGAUGCAAGCACAACGCUUGUUUUUUUUAAUGCAAAUUAUCUUACUUUGGGGUGGGGGAAAUAAAACAAAGUCCAAUUCAAUUUGCAUUUUCUUCAUCUGAGUUUUUCUUGGCCUUGAAUUCCCUUGUGACCUUCUGUAUCUGUGCUAACAACUGCAGACUCUGCAGGUGCAUCAAGACCUUGUCCCUCCUUUUAUGAGUCCCUCCACUUUUGUGACUCCACAAAUAGAGCAGCAUGACUUGGAACUGUUCAAAGCUGCAUGCACGUUUUAUUAAAAAAAAAAAAAAAAAGGAUAAAGAAAAAAAAAGAAAGGAAAAAAGAAAAGAAACAAAAGGUCAUUUAAUAAUGUAUGUUAGUUCCACAUAGGCCAGCUUGUAUGUUGCAUGUCCUUGUACAGUUUGCUUGUUAAUUACUCUACUGAAAUAACCAAGAAAUCUAAGCCAUCCAUUUUUGUUACAGACAUUUUGCAAGUUUUAGCCAGACUCCGUCUGUGAGUCUGAGGUGAAAUGUCUAUAGAUGGACUUUAUUUUUUACCCUCUGGAAAACGUGGUGUAGUAUGGACCAAAUUCCUUCUAAUAAAUAUUUUGGUGUAGAUUCCUCCUGUGGGGCUGUAACACAUGUAGACACUGUGUACACAUAGGUUUUAAUCCAUAGACAUACUGCCUGCACCAAGUGAAUUAUUUAUUAUUUACACACGCCAGAAUGACCUGCCCACUGUUCCCAGGGCACAGAUUGACCACGGGUCACCAUGCUGAGCAGGAAGGACUGAAGCAUUGGUGUACUUCUGCUAGAUACCGUUCUGUCUUAGUGGCCAACGAUCAACUGAUUCUAAUUGGGUAGUAUCUUUCUAUUUGACCACUUGUCUUAACACUCCCCUGUGCUUUUAAAUGAACUUCCAACUCAUGUAUGUAAACAUGUUUAAUAAAAUUUACUUUUCAUGUCAGUCCACA